AUGCAACCUAAAGCAUAUCGCUCCUUCACCAAAAGUGCUAUACCAGCUUUACUUCAGAGAUUUGCACCGUCGCUCAACGCAGAAGCAUUUCUGGCCGCAGGCAAUGUGUUCCCUACACGAAUCAACAAUCAUGUUGCCGAUGACCUGAUCGAUUGGUCGAAGGCACCGAAGGACCCUUUGUUCAGGCUAAGUAUUCCGCAACCUGAGAUGCUACGUCCGGAACAUCUCGCUCUUGUCCUCGACGAAAUGAGGCGGCCAGACACAAGCAGAAUCCGACUUCGCGCUGCAGCAGAACAUGUGCGACAUCAGAUGAAUCCCCACCCCGCGGGUCAGAAAGAAGAAAAUGUGCCUCGAUUGGGUGGACAGCCUGUCCAAGGCUUGCAGCACAAGUAUCGAGAGACUGUCUUGUUCUUCCCCUCUGAGGCACAAUACUGUCACGCAUACUGCACAUAUUGUUUCCGGUGGGCACAGUUUACGUCAGUCGGCUCGGAGCAGGCCUUCAAGACGUCUGAUAUCGAUAUGUUGCAGCAGUACGUUGCGAGUCAUCCCAAAGUCUCGGACGUCUUGUUCACUGGAGGUGAUCCCAUGGUCAUGCCGACAGCAACGCUCAAACGCUACAUCGAGCCACUUAUUGGUCCCAAGGCACCUUCGAACCUCGAUACAAUUCGCAUUGGCUCGAAGUCGCUAGCAUGGUGGCCUUAUCGUUAUGUGAGCGAUCCGGACUCACAAGAGCUUCUGCGUUUCUUUUCUGAGGUUGUCAAGUCUGGCAAACACUUGACCAUCCAGGCACAUUUCAGUCAUCCGCGGGAAGUGGAGCAUCCUGUCACGCAGGAGGCUGUCCGCCUAAUACGGAUGACUGGAGCUCAGAUACGAUCACAGGCGCCGCUGAUCAGGCACGUCAACGACAGUCCCGAAGCAUGGACGCGUAUGUGGAAGUUGCAGACGAAGAUUGGCAUUGUUCCAUAUUACAUGUUCGUGGAACGUGAUACUGGUGCUCGGGAUUACUUCUCUGUACCCCUCUCGCGAGCAGUUGAGAUUUACGAUGAGGCUUACUCGCGGCUCCCUGGAACAGCGAAGACAGUAAGAGGCCCGUCUAUGUCGGCCAGCCCGGGGAAAGUUUGCGUUGUCGGCAAGGCUGUGGUGCAAGGAGAAUUGCAUUUUCUACUGCGUUUCCUUCAGGCUCGGAACCCGGAAUGGACGAAGGGCGUCUUCUUCGCCAAAUUCGAUCCAGAAGCGAGAUGGCUCGACGAUCUGAGGCCUGCCUUUGGUGCUGAUGAGUUCUUCUACGCCAAAGACUAUGAGAGACAAAAACUAUCGAUGGCGAAAGGUUCUUCAGGUCAGCUUACUGACCAAGAAUGGAUGAAUAUGAGCGAUGGGUGGAACCUGCAAAGGGAUAGCGGGAAUAGCGCAGCUAUGUUGUGA
Molecule: messenger RNA, 1422 nt
Organism: Cercospora beticola
Lineage: Eukaryota; Fungi; Ascomycota; Dothideomycetes; Mycosphaerellales; Mycosphaerellaceae
Product: KamA family radical SAM protein
Molecular function (GO): iron-sulfur cluster binding; catalytic activity
Source: RefSeq, a predicted model, not a curated record